UUUUAUUUUUACUUUUUGACGAGUGUCCUUCAGCUCUCGUCGUUCAUUCCAAGUAAAAAAUACUAUUUUCUUUCUGCUGCUUCUUCUUCUUGCUUCUUCGAGUUGGUUACUGGAAUUCUCUAGGGUUUCUUUCGACCGAAACGCCAGCUUCUCGGUUCCUUGUGUGUGUGUGAGAGAGAGAUAGAUGACUACCAUGGAGAGCUUGAUCGGGUUGGUCAACCGGAUCCAGAGGGCCUGCACCGUUCUUGGUGACUAUGGCGGUGGAGACAACUCUUUCUCUUCUCUCUGGGAGGCUCUUCCCACUGUUGCCGUCGUCGGUGGCCAGAGUUCUGGAAAAUCCUCGGUAUUGGAGAGCAUCGUUGGGCGUGACUUUCUUCCAAGAGGAUCAGGGAUUGUUACGAGGCGGCCGUUGGUGUUGCAGCUUCACAAGACGGAUGACGGAUCGCAGGAGUAUGCCGAGUUCCUUCAUCUCCCUCGGAGGAAAUUCACCGAUUUUUCCCUGGUUCGCAAGGAAAUUCAGGAUGAAACUGAGAGAAUAACUGGGAAGACGAAGCAGAUUUCUCCUGUUCCUAUCCAUCUCAGUAUCUAUUCUCCAAAUGUUGUCAAUUUAACCCUGAUUGAUCUACCGGGUUUGACAAAAGUUGCUGUUGAGGGACAACCUGAAAGUAUUGUUCAAGAAAUUGAAAGCAUGGUUCGAUCUUAUGUUGAGAAGCCCAAUUCUAUCAUAUUAGCAAUAUCUCCAGCCAAUCAAGAUAUUGCGACUUCAGAUGCUAUCAAACUUGCUAGGGAAGUGGAUCCCAGUGGUGACCGGACAUUUGGUGUUUUGACAAAGCUAGAUUUGAUGGACAAAGGAACCGAUGCAUUGGAUGUUCUUGAAGGAAGAUCUUAUCGACUGCAACAGCCUUGGGUUGGAGUUGUGAACCGGUCACAAGCUGACAUUAAUAAAAAUGUUGACAUGAUAGCUGCAAGGCGUAAGGAGCGUGAGUACUUUGCAUCCAGUCCAGACUAUGGGCACUUAUCCAGUAAAAUGGGCUCGGAGUAUCUUGCAAAACUUCUUUCAAAGCAUUUGGAGUCUGUAAUUAGGGCUCGCAUUCCAAGUAUAACGUCUUUAAUAAACAAAAGCAUUGAUGAACUUGAGUCGGAGAUGGAUCAUCUUGGUAGACCUAUUGCCGUUGAUGCUGGGGCUCAACUGUACACUGUCUUGGAACUUUGUCGAGCAUUCGAACGGAUUUUCAAGGAGCAUUUGGAUGGAGGGCGGCCUGGAGGUGAUCGGAUUUAUGGAGUCUUUGACAACCAGCUUCCUGCUGCUCUGAGGAAGCUUCCAUUUGACAGGCACCUUUCUCUGCAGAAUGUAAAGAAAGUGGUUUCAGAAGCAGAUGGUUAUCAGCCACACUUGAUUGCCCCUGAGCAAGGUUACCGGCGCCUAAUUGAGGGGGCACUUAAUUAUUUUAGAGGCCCAUCUGAAGCUUCUGUGGAUGCUGUUCACUUUGUUUUGAAAGAACUUGUGAGGAAGUCACUAGGAGAAACUCAGGAGUUAAAACGCUUUCCAACUCUGCAAGCUGAAAUAGCUGCUGCUGCUAAUGAGGCCCUGGAAAGGUUUCGUGAAGAUGGUAGGAAGACAGUUGUUCGAUUGGUGGACAUGGAAUCUUCAUAUUUGACCGUGGAUUUCUUUAGAAGACUCCCACAGGAAGUGGAAAAGGGAGGAAACCCAGCUGCCUCAACUACGGACAGGUACGUAGAGGGGCACUUUAGGAGGAUAGGCUCAAAUGUGUCCUCUUAUGUGGGCAUGGUGUCAGAGACGCUUAAGAACACAAUUCCCAAGGCUGUAGUAUAUUGUCAAGUCAGAGAGGCCAAACAGUCAUUGCUAAAUAACUUCUACAUACAAAUUGGAAAGAAAGAGGGUAAGCAGCUUUUGCAAUUGUUGGACGAAGACCCUGCGUUGAUGGAGAGGAGGCAACAGUGUGCAAAAAGGCUUGAAUUAUACAAGGCAGCAAGGGACGAGAUUGAUUCUGUAUCAUGGGCUCGCUAAGAUGGAAUUCUUUUUGGAGAUAGAUAGAUGCCUUGUUUUAUAGUAAUUGAUACACAGGAUAAAAUUCUUACUGAAUUUGUUGAAUUCUUGGAUAGCUCGGGUUCCCCCUCAAUAUUUUAUUAUUUCGUGUAAUAAUUUUACUUCUCACUCUAUUCUUGUAUUGGAAACACGAUUAUUGUGUUGCUUUCCUGUGUAACAUAUUAGAUUGGUAUAGCUUAGUUUCUUUUAA
Juglans regia (Persian walnut) is the source of this 2258-nucleotide messenger RNA. Its product is annotated as dynamin-related protein 1E. The transcript is spliced from 15 exons. Gene Ontology annotation, molecular function: GTP binding; GTPase activity; microtubule binding. The coding region runs from base 185 to 2029 and encodes 614 amino acids. Gene Ontology annotation, cellular component: microtubule; membrane; cytoplasm. The record is from RefSeq and is a predicted model, not a curated record. Lineage: Eukaryota; Viridiplantae; Streptophyta; Magnoliopsida; Fagales; Juglandaceae.